GGACAGGAGUUGAACAGAUGAGAACCAUUAAAAAAUGUUUUUGUUCCAAUUGAAGUUUAAUACUGGCAAACGAGGCAUGAAGGUAAAAUCACCUGUUUGAAAUGAACCAAUGAAAACGAAUAAACUAGUCAAUCAAUUCACAGCAGUCAGCUGAGAUGCUGACAAGGCGCACCUGUCCAAAUCUGUGAAGUUGGUGGUCAAUCAAAGAACCAUGGCGACAACGAACCGGCAGCAGCAACACUCACUUCCAGGUUUUCCUGAUGACAGUGUUGUUGAAGGUGGCCCCAGUAGUGUGGAUAAGCUUGCAUUAAAAUACAUGGAGUUGUGUAAAGUGCAGUCCAGUACUGAUUCCGAGUCAGAUGUCAGUCCAAGAUGGUCUGAUACCAGCACCAUGGGAUGUGGAAGUAGUGCGCCAGAGAGCAGACAACCCAUUCAAAGGAUGCCAACAUGUUCACACAAGCCGGUGGGACGUUACUCGUGGCUUUCUUUGUCCUUGGACCCAUAUGACGGGAGCUCAGAAGAUUCAGACGAGUCUAUCGCUGGCCCCAGGCGACCGAAGCAGGGGAGCUGCAGGUAUUGGGGUAGGAGCCAAAGAAGGAACAAUCACCCUCCCACUGUCAUCCUCAAAGAAGUGAUCAAAAGUGGUGGGCCAACAGAGCCUCAUCUCAUUGAUGUCCAGAUGAGGUCAGCAAGUGACUCUGAGCUAUGGACAUACAGCCACAGCAAGGGGCGGGGCCCGGUGGCAGAGACAUCUGCAGACUCUGGAGUGCUCACUACUAAAUACUCACCUUGCACACCGGUGUUUCCCACUUUCGUGGGGGCAGCAACCUCUGUCCAGAUACCAGAGAAAUCUCCCGACAGUACUAUCCCCCUCAGGGGUGUCUUCAAAAGGAAGUUAAGUCUUCCAGGAGCAGAGGCACUACAAGAUUGUGGCCACAGGAAGAAGCAGUGUGUCACCAAAAUGGAGGCUGGGGAUUCUCCUCCUGAGGUGGCUAGGAGCGGUUUCAGGGUCAUGACAGUGGAAAAACGGGGACACUUUUGACCAUCUUUUUCUGCAGAACAAGUUGACUAGGUGAUAAUCUGUGGCUAUUCAAGUUUACUAGGAGAAUGUGUCACACAUGAUUGUUAUUUCUUUACUUAGAUGUCUUUUUUUAACACUAAUUUGAAAAACUUAUUCCAUAUUCAUUUGCAUUGCUAUAUUGUUCAUUGGUGUGGUGCUGUAUAUUUUGGCAGACUGAAUAAAUCAUGCAUUUGCGUGGUAGACAGAUUUGCUUUAGACUAAUAUUAAA
Molecule: messenger RNA, 1289 nt
Organism: Salvelinus fontinalis (brook trout)
Lineage: Eukaryota; Metazoa; Chordata; Actinopteri; Salmoniformes; Salmonidae
Exons: 6
Coding region: 212-1042 (276 amino acids)
Source: RefSeq, a predicted model, not a curated record